AGAAACCCUGUACCUUUAAUAACAAAGACCUGCUGAGAGGUUUCUUUCCAAACUUGUUCCCUGACUUCCAAGUGACGAAAUCAGCUGUAAUUUGAGAGCCCAGUAAUCCUCAGGAUAUCUUUAGCCAAAGGAAAAGCUGUCUUCCCACCCAUUCCAGGAGUUGAAACAGUGUCAGACAGCAAAGACCCUUUCUCUCGAGUUCCACGCUGCAUCUCCCGGGCAUCAGAGCCAGAGGCGUGCGGAGCCCUGGAGGAGCGGUCAGGCUGGGCGCGGUGACCCGCGGGGACAUCCAGCACGCAGCAUCCGCCCCAGCAGAGCUGUCGAGCUGCCCAGCCUGGGAUGCGCGGAGCCGCAGGAAGUCUGCAGGCAGCUGGGGUCCGCGCGCAGCAAGCCGGCUGGGACCACGGAGGGUGCUGUCUUGGGACACCCCUGACUCCCAAGGGGACCCCUCCCUCUCCUUGCUCCUGGGCGAGAAGUCUUUUCCUGGGGUUGCUCAUCACCAGUCUCCAGAAUGAUGCUCCUGCUGAAGUUCCUCUGGAUGGCUUUACUCUGCCACCUGUGUCAGGGCUACUUUGAUGGUCCUCUGUACCCAGAAAUGUCCAAUGGGACUUUGCACCACUACUUCGUGCCCGACGGGGACUAUGAAGAGAACGAUGACCCCGAGAAAUGCCAGCUGCUCUUCAGGGUGAGUGAUCGCCGGCGCUGCUCGCAGGGGGAAGGGGCCCAGGCCAGCAGCCUGCUGAGCCUCAGCCUGAGGGAGGAGUUCACCGUCCUGGGCCGCCAGGUGGAGGAUGCUGGGCGCGUCCUGGAGGGGAUCAGUAAGAGCAUCUCUUACGACCUGGACGGGGAAGAGAGCUACGGCAAGUACCUGAGGCGCGAGUCGCACCAGAUCGGAGAUGCUUACUCCAACUCGGACAAGUCCCUCACGGAGUUGGAGAGCAAGUUCAAGCAGGGGCAAGAACAGGACAGCCGGCAGGACAGCAGGCUCAAUGAGGACUUCCUGGGCAUGCUGGUGCACACCAAGUCUCUGCUGAAGGAGACGCUGGCCAUCUCUGCGGGGCUCAGGGACAAAUACGAGCUCCUGGCGCUCACCAUCCGGAGCCACGGGACUCGGCUAGGUCGACUGAAAAACGACUAUCUGAAAGUAUAGAUGCGGGGACACAGAUGCCAGCGAGAGGGAACCGAGCCAGCCCUGUCUGGAGGGCGGGGGACGGAGAACGGAUAUGUUUUCCCCAAUAACUUAUAUGUAUAUACAUACUCCCGUUUGCACUUUCAGAAUGAAUCUUGGGUCAUCUGUUCAAAGAAAGAAAAUUUUGAGAGGGCCAUUGUUUCUGGUUCUUAUUUCAGUUUCUGUAGUGAAGGAUUUCUCACCCCGGUAAAGAACAAUUUUAAAGCAAUGCCUCCAGACUUCCCAAGGGGACAGUAAUACUCUGCAGAGAUAACUUGCUUCAGUCUUUUCUAAUGGAUGCACUUUGUGUGGCGGGACUGAUUAAAACUCUUCAUCUGGAAGGUUCCACGGAUGUAAACAAACAUCACAGUGCUUUAUAUCUCUGUCCCACCAUCAGCCUCCCUUGGCCCUCCCAAAGCUGAGGAGCCUGUUUUGCAAAUGACCAAGGUGUGUUUCAGCUUGCUCUGCCAGCCCAUGGGAGUUGCCUGCUCCUUCUCCUCUUCUCUUAUUUAUUAACUUUAGUCUGAAUUGUUGGUGGUUUUGCGUAAGAAUUUCAGAGGGAACUUACAUGCAAUUCUCCAUUUGCAGGAAGAUUUUCAAGGUUCCUCUGAGGGUUAGUGUAAGUUAAAGCGGCAGCAUUUAAGAAGUCCAAACUUUGUGGGGGUGGUCCACUCAUGUUAAUAUACUGGUUUUCUCUGUCUUUCCCCGUGGGUCUAUGUGUGUCUUCAGUGCUCCAGUAAAGGAAGUGGACUGUUUGGUCUCGCCCUUCAGAUCCUUUCAGUGUAUUUUUUCUCCUUAGGGAUAUUGCUUCCUUUUGCAUAUUGAAAACUCAUCUUUCAAAGAAGGGAAUUCUAAUUCUAAUAACUCAUUACUUAGAUUUCAUUAUUUAUCCAAUAAAUAUGUUUUCAUAUAA
Messenger RNA from Jaculus jaculus (lesser Egyptian jerboa), 2081 nucleotides. It is a transcript of the gene Fibin, whose product is annotated as fin bud initiation factor homolog. The record is from RefSeq and is a predicted model, not a curated record. The coding region runs from base 512 to 1150 and encodes 212 amino acids. The transcript has a single exon. NCBI's taxonomy places the organism in Eukaryota, Metazoa, Chordata, Mammalia, Rodentia, Dipodidae.